Messenger RNA from Racocetra fulgida, 1356 nucleotides. NCBI's taxonomy places the organism in Eukaryota, Fungi, Glomeromycota, Glomeromycetes, Diversisporales, Gigasporaceae. The record is from the annotation of a GenBank genome assembly.
AUGUUUUCUGAUGCCACAGCUAGUGAGUUCUCUGUUAGUAGCACUUUAGUAAACACAUGUGCAAACAUCAGAGAAAAUGACAAAGAAUCAGCUAGCAUUGAUAACACACCAUUCGUUAGAAACAUACUAGGUUCUGAGUUCGAGAACUAUAAUGGUGACUUGCCUUUAAUUACCUCUCCAAUUGAGAUUGAGGUGGGAACUCAAUUUAUCUCUAUGCCGGUUGCAGUUCAUUACGUAGAACAAUAUGCUUUUCAGAAUCAUUUUGCUAUUUAUAAACACAAGUGUGAGAUAUUUUCUGAUGGAACUUGUAGAAAAAGAGUUUUAAAAUGUGAUAGGGGUGGAAGAUAUAAUGAACGGCUCUUGAGACCAACAUUAGGCAAACAAAAAAACAAGGGGAGUAAAAAACAAGGAUGCGCAUGGCAAAUUAAUAUAACACGAUCUUAUAAUUCACCAAUUGUUACAGUGACAUUGCUUAAUACUGAACACAAUCAUCAGAUUGAUAUUGAAACUACAAAGUUCGCUACAGCUUACAAAAGUUUUUCUCAAGAAAUUAUGGAACAAAUUAAAUAUUAUGUUAUACAUGGCGUACUUUAUCAAGAUUUUCUUAAGGAUUUUAAAAACAUUCGGCAUUCUUAUUGUGAAGAUGUAUUUGAGAGAAGAAUUGAAGGGUUGCUUGAAAAAUAUAGGCUGGGAGAAAGAUAUAUAACAAUGUUAUUAGAUCGGAAACAUACAUGGGUAAAAUGCUUUACAUCUCGAUGUUUUACGGCAAGAACACAAUCUACCCAGCGUGUAGAAUCAGAAAAUGCAUUAAUUCAAAAGGAUGAAUAUCUUGAUUCAGAUGAAAACUAUUCUCAUGAAAUGGUAGUAAAUAGUUCUAAUCAUAAUGAUACACAAAUUAUUCCGGAAUUCACUCAAAAAUAUACUAUAACUGAUCUUUCAGAAAAAUGUCAUAAGCAAAUAUCAAAAAAUCAAUUAAAAUAUGGUGCUUUAAUGGGCGAAGCAAAAAAGGUAAUUCAUUAUGCAUUACAGUAUGAAGAUAAUGAAUUAAUGCAAUUUAUGAAAGAAUUCAAUAAGCGAAAAGAAGAUCAUGUUCAAGCUCGUAUAUACAACAAUCUUAUUACCGGUAUUUGUAAUACAAAUGGGGAUUUAGUUAAUCCUGAACAGGUUUUAGACCCGUUAAAACAUCAAUCAAAGGGAAGACCAUCAUCAAAACGACUAAAAUCAUCUAUCGAACAAUCUAAAAAUAAAGCAAAAUUGAAAGGGUCAAAUGCUUCUAAUAAUGAUAGAGGUCGCAAAUGUGGGUCAUGUGGAAAAAAUGGACAUUAUCGAAAUACUUGUUCUACAAUGCAGCAGUAA